AUGAAAGUAGUAUACUAUAAUGAGAAUAUAUUGUGUGUUGGUGAAUGCAGUGUUAAAGCAACUAUUGAGAGGUACAAAAAAGCAUGCUCAGAUUCCCCAAACAAUGUCUCUAUAUCAGAAGCAAACACACAGUAUUACCAGCAAGAGGCAUCGAAACUACGCGCGCAGAUCAGUAAUUUGCAGAAUCAAAACCGGAACAUGCUUGGUGAAUCUCUUGGGGGACUGACAUUGAGGGAGCUCAAGAAUUUGGAGGGUAGGGUUGAAAAAGGAAUUAGCAAAAUCAGGACCAAAAAGGUGCUUUGUAAAUUAAAAUAAAUUAGUAUUUUGAAA
This is a messenger RNA of Striga asiatica, 330 nucleotides long. Lineage: Eukaryota; Viridiplantae; Streptophyta; Magnoliopsida; Lamiales; Orobanchaceae. The record is from the annotation of a GenBank genome assembly.